Molecule: messenger RNA, 4040 nt
Organism: Conger conger (European conger)
Lineage: Eukaryota; Metazoa; Chordata; Actinopteri; Anguilliformes; Congridae
Gene: gpr37l1a
Product: G protein-coupled receptor 37 like 1a
Exons: 2
Coding region: 154-1812 (552 amino acids)
Biological process (GO): adenylate cyclase-inhibiting G protein-coupled receptor signaling pathway; positive regulation of MAPK cascade
Cellular component (GO): plasma membrane; signaling receptor complex
Molecular function (GO): G protein-coupled peptide receptor activity
Source: RefSeq, a predicted model, not a curated record
UUUUAGCGACGCGCAAAACUCGAGCAUCGAAUCGAAAAUUUCGCAACUUGUUGGUGACAUUUAUAAGGCGAUUAAUAUCUUCAUUUAAACCGACCACAUAUUACCUGGAUCAUCAUAAUUUACUUGAAGUUCAAUCAAGCAAUUACACCGAAUAUGAUUCCUUUAUUUACUUUGAUGCUGCUUUUUGGGGCCUCGGAGGCAAAAAGCUUAUUUCAGUUAAAAGGGCCGCAGGAUGCGCAACUUAAAACUGCUGAAACGAGACCGAGAAAGUUUGACAGCGCCAUAUUGAAGGAGAUGCACGGGCUCAGCCUGGAGUUUAAUUUCAUCCAAAGUGAUGCUGAGUCGGAAUCUGUCUCAAAACACAAGAGAGUGCCGAGGGGUGCAGGCGAUGGCAGCACCAAUCAACAGGAUCAGCACGGCCAAAGCUACCCGAGGCCUUACGACCCAAAGAAUUACUUCACAACACCCAAAUCUAUUCAGCGCUCCAACUCGACACUUUUCCUGGACAGACGCAGUGGUACUACCAGCGGCUCGCUUUGGGAGGACGGCGCUGGGAACAACCGUUCAGCGGAGAGGGGUACAAUUGGCAUCCACAACCCCCUGUACCCAGUCACGGAGAGCUCUUACAGCGCCUAUGCUGUGAUGCUUCUGUCCCUGAUAGUGUUCGCAGUGGGCAUUACCGGCAACCUGGCUGUCAUGUGCAUUGUGUGGCAUAACUACUACAUGAAAAGUGCCUGGAACUCUAUCCUAGCCAGUCUGGCAUUCUGGGACUUUUUGGUGCUUUUCUUCUGUUUACCCGUGGUCGUCUUUAACGAAAUAACCAAGAAAAGGCUACUGGGGGAUGUUUCGUGCCGGAUCGUUCCCUUCCUGGAGGUGACGUCCCUGGGGGUGACCACAUUCAGCCUGUGUGCCCUGGGCAUCGACCGCUUUCACGCCGCCACCAGCCUGGAGCCCAACACCCAGCAGGUGGAGCAGUGUCAGUCCAUCCUGGCCAAGCUGGCCGUGGUGUGGAUCGGCUCCACGAUCCUGGCCCUGCCUGAACUGCUGCUGUGGCAGCUCAACCAGGAUGCGUCCGGGCCUGGGGGUGUGGUGGUGGACUCCUGCACCAUGAGGCCGUCUCCCAGCCUCCCCGAGUCCAUCUACUCGCUGGUGCACACGUACCACGACGCCCGCAUGUGGUGGUACUUCGGCUGCUACUUCUGCCUACCCCUGCUCUUUACCCUGUCCUGCCAGCUGGUGACCCGGCGCAUCAGCCUGGAGCCGCGCCCGCUCCCCUCGUCAUCCUCCUCCUCGUCCUCUUCCUCCUCCUCCUCCUCCUCCUCUCCCAAGAAGCUCCAGCAGAAGAAGCAUGAGCAGAAGCGCAGCCGGCAGCUGAACUGCACCGUGGUGGCGCUGGCCACGGUCUACGCCGUGUGCGGGCUGCCGGAGAAUGUGUGCAACAUCGCACUGGCCUACACCUCCGUCCAGGUGUCCGCGCCCACCCAAGCCCUGCUGGCCCUCAUCAACCAGUUCUUCCUCUUCUUCCGCUCCUCCAUCACACCCGUGCUCCUGAUCUGCCUGUGCAGGUCGCUGGGCCAGUCCUUCAUGGACUGCUGCUGCUGCUGUUGUGAGGAGUGUCUGUCCGACGGCGCCUCCUCCACCUCCUCUUCCUCCCCGUCCUCCACCUCCGCCUCCACCUCCUCUUCCUCCCCGUCCUCCCGCUGCACCGUGGGGGGCAAACCCAAGGCCACUGCCUCAGAAAUCCCCCCUUCCAUCCUCUUUGACAAGGCCAAGGACAGCUCCUCCAUCUUAGCCAUUGGCACGCCCUGCUGAGGUGUGACCUUGACUUUGACCUUGCUCUGAUGACAUUGUGCUUCAAUAUGGAGCAAAACCCCUCAAGAACCAAGAGGAGAGGUGAAAGAGCUCCACGGGAUUGCUUGACUGCUAGACUUUUGUUAUAUUCAAUGUUUUCUGUAUUUCACUUUGUAAAAGAAAAAAGCCAGUACCUUCGCUGUGAAAUUUGAGUGUGUUUACUAACAUUCUGUGGUUGCCAAUGGUAAAGGAAAAACUAGGACUGCCACUUAUGUUAUGUUUACACUGCAGUUGAAAUCUUUUUUAUAUCUUUAUUUCUUGACCCGCCGUGUACUUAUUUUAAACCUGUGGCUGUGUUUGGACGCACAAGCAAAUGAUUGAAAUCAUACACAGCAGCUUGGUUUAUUCAUGGAUAGACAGUAGAUGUUUCAAUUUUGCCUUUGACAAAUAUUUUAGUGCCACUAAAUCCAAGGCCUUGGGCUCUGUCCUGCUGAUCUCCUGGAACAUUAAGUGUUUUGACUCCUUCCUUUCAGUUUUGCUUAUGGAGAAGUUUGAUUGUGCUCUUGUUGUUUUAAAAAUGUUAACCUACGUUGAAGAUGUCAUUCACCUGUGCCAAGAUAAUCUUGGCAAAGAGAGCUUUAAAAUGCAAUGCCCUGUGCCAAAUCCAAUCCAGGCAUACAGACAUGAGUGACAUGGGAGCUAGAGAUAAACACCUCAUGUAACUGUGGUAUAGCCUUCUUCAUCAUCAGAUCCCAUGGGGCUCUUUUUCAUUUAGAAAUCACAGUAAAACAGAUCUGAUAUUGUGAAAUCUCUUGAAAUCACCUGUGUAAACAUAGGUUUUGAUCUUUUUGGCUUCAAUACAUCAGUCUCCCUCUGCAAGUACAAAGUGAAUCAUACUGUGAGAUUUAUUAUAGAUUACUGAGCUACAGCUAGCCUAACAUACACUUUGCUUGGGUUUAGACCAUAGUUCUUUUAUUUGUAUUUUUUUCUGUGAUACUAUGAACAGCAGACUGCCAUAAUUAAUGCUACUGGGAAUCUGCUGGAAAUCCAUACAAAACACCUAAUCAGCUUUGCAGUCAACAUGGCGGCCUAUGGCGGCCUGUAGCAUAGUGGUUAAGGUAAAUGACUGGGACACGCAAGGUCAGUGGUUCUAAUCCCGGUGUAGCCACGAUAAGAUCCGCACAGCCGUUGGGCCCUUGAGCAAGGCCCUUAAGCCUGCAUUGCUCCAGGGGAGGAUUGUCUCCUGCUUAGUCUAAUCAACCGUACGUUGCUCUGGAUAAGAGCGUCUGCUAAAUGCCAAUAAUGUAAUGCAAUGUAAUUUAAAUGCACUGUUUCAUAUCUAAUUAUGACCAUGAGGUUCAUUGCAGACCGUGAAUAUCAGGCCUUGGCAUCAAUGUCUCACUGGGGUCUCAUGCCUGUAUUAGGUAUUGAACUUUGAUUCCCAGUGUCUAACUGCAUUUCUCUUUGGGAUGUGAUUUAUGGAACUUUCUACAGUGCAUCAAGAACGCAUCCUGCAUGCCUGCAUGUUAGUAAGCCGUCUUAAUACUAUUUAAAUAGAGUACUCUUUAUUAGUGGUAAAUUAACUUUAGUAAUAUUAUUUUAAAAAUCAUAGCACUUGAUAUUCAGUUUAAAGCUUACGGUAGUAGAUGUGACUAAUUUAAUGGGGAUUUAAGCACUGAUACAAAGCGGCUAUGCUAUGUUUUCAUUUGGAAAUUAUCUACAGUUGAGCUUGUUCUGUGAUAUUAUUUUACUCCGUCAUAUGGAUAGUGUGACUGAAAAGGUGAAAAAAAAAAAAAAAAAAACUGUCAUAGUAACCAAAGAGUGGUACAUCUUGGAAGACUUAAUUGGUAAACUGUUUGCCGAGUAUCUCUAAACUGGAAAUUGGCUUUGGAAAAUAUUCCUCAGAAGUUGGACUGUGGACAAUCCUUAAAUUGCCUUUAAACAUACCCAGAUUUUUAUGCGUUCUACUUUGCAUAUUAGUGAUAUUGGUGUCUAGUUUGAGUUUGGUAUUUCAAUAACAAUAUAGUUUUGUUCUUAAUUUUGGAGUUCAUAUGACCAGGCGGUGUCAUGAUGGUGUUACUCUUAUUGAACCGCAAACCAUGCAAAAAUGAUGCAUGGUUUGACUUUUUUAAACAUAAAAUAAAUAUUCUUGUGUAAAUUGACUUUACCAGAAAAUAUGAUAUACAUGUGAAUGCCCAUUUUUUUGGUAUUUUUAUGCUUGUUCUUGCUAAUAAAAUGUUUGUAAAUCA